This is a messenger RNA of Ilex paraguariensis (yerba mate), 787 nucleotides long. Lineage: Eukaryota; Viridiplantae; Streptophyta; Magnoliopsida; Aquifoliales; Aquifoliaceae. The record is from the annotation of a GenBank genome assembly.
AUGGUAUACCUCAACAACAUUGUGGAUGGUUGUGUAGCCCGUAUCGCUGCCAAGUUAGAGAUGAUGGAACCUUGCUCAAGUGUGAAAGACAGGAUUGGGUAUAGUAUGAUUAAAGACGCAGAAGAGAAGAGUCUGAUUAUGCCUGGAAAGACGGUCCUUAUUGAGGUUACCAGUGGAAAUACUGGCAUUGGUCUGGCAUUCAUUGCAGCAGCUAAGGGCUAUAAACUUAUUACAGUUAUGCCACAUACAUAUAGCAUUGAAAGAAGGAUUCUCCUCCGAGCUUUCGGAGCAGAGUUGUAUAUUACAGAUGCUGCCAAAGGCAUUGAUGGGCUUAUUCAGAAAGCCCAAGAGAUACUGGAAAAGACACCCAACGGUUAUUUUUUUCGGCAAUUUGAGAAUCCUGCCAACCCAAGGAUUCACUAUGAAACCACUGGACCAGAAAUAUGGAAGGGCUCUGAGGGGAGAAUUGAUGCCCUGGUUGCUGGGAUAGGAACAGGGGGUACAGUGACUGGUGCAGGGAAGUACCUCAAGGAGAAAAAUCCUAACCUAAAGGUGUAUGGUGCAGAACCAGCCGAAAGUGCUAUUCUGAAUGGAGGAAAACCAGUUGAGGUUCCUUAAAUAACUCUAUUCAACCAUUCUGAGGGGACAUUAUCUUCAUACACUGACUACCUCCUUACAAAAUAAUUUGCAUGACUUCAUGUAAAAGGCCCUCAUAAGAUCCAAGGAAUUGGUGCUGGUUUCAUUCCUGGAGUUUUGGACGUCAACAUUCUUGAUGAAGUUGUUGAAG